Messenger RNA from Podarcis raffonei (Aeolian wall lizard), 2044 nucleotides. It is a transcript of the gene METAP1D, whose product is annotated as methionyl aminopeptidase type 1D, mitochondrial. The record is from RefSeq and is a predicted model, not a curated record. Lineage: Eukaryota; Metazoa; Chordata; Lepidosauria; Squamata; Lacertidae. Gene Ontology annotation, molecular function: metalloaminopeptidase activity. Gene Ontology annotation, biological process: proteolysis. The transcript has 10 exons. The coding region runs from base 457 to 1110 and encodes 217 amino acids.
GUCCGUCCAAAAUGGCGGCGCCCAGGAGCCUUGUUGACAUGCUUCCGCGGCUGUUCAGGGGAGGCUCCCUCAGUCCCCAGAAGUCCUGUGACCAGUAGUAGCAGACCAUGGGGUCAGGCAGAGCUGCUUUCCUGAUAUUGAUACCUCCGCAGCUUGCCUGAACAGCACUAGAGCAGUGCGGCAGCGGAGUCAGGACUGGAUAGAUGCAGUGGCAGGAACACCAGACGAGCCUCUUUGCGUCCACACAGCCCUGAAUUUACCUAGCUCCAGUGCCAUCCAGGUUGCACGACUGGCCAUCAGCGACUUUUCUCUUCAUCAGUUGAUCAUAUCUACUUACACAAGCAGUCAAGCAUUCAGCAAAGAAGAUAUCUCUUUUUCCAGAGACAAAGAAAUGCUCCCUAUAGCAUAGUCUGGCCAGCUACGGUUUCUCCGGCUCAUCCAGUUCCUAAGGUUGGCAUGACUACAGAAGAAAUAGAUUGCUUGGUUCACCAUGAAAUAAUCAGGCAAGAUGCCUACCCAUCACCUCUGGGCUAUGGAAAUUUUCCAAAAUCCGUUUGUACCUCAGUCAACAACGUGGUGUGCCAUGGGAUUCCUGACAGCCGCCCUCUCCAAGAUGGUGAUAUUAUCAACAUUGAUGUCACGGUAUACUUCAAUGGCUACCAUGGUGACACUUCCGAAACAAUUCUAGUGGGCAACGUGGAUGAGUCUGGUCAAAAGUUAGUGGAGGUUGCCAGGAAAUGUAGAGAUGAAGCAAUUGCAGCUUGCAGACCUGGGGCUCCUUUCUCUGUAAUUGGAAACACAAUCAGCCAUAUAGCCCGUCAGAAUGAUUUACGAGUGUGCCCCUACUUCGUUGGGCAUGGGAUAGGAUCUUACUUCCACGGUCACCCGGAAGUUUGGCAUCAUGAGAACGAAAGCGAUUUGUUAAUGCAAGAGGGCAUGGCGUUCACAAUAGAACCAAUCCUCAUGGAAGGAUCUUACGAAUUUAAAAUCCUAAAGGAUAAAUGGACCGCAGUAUCCGUGGACAAUAAAAGAUCGGCCCAGUUCGAGCACACCGUCGUUAUUACUUCGAGAGGAGCAGAAAUCCUGACCCAAGUAGCCGGGGAGAGCUAAGGCGCAGCUGGGCACGCGUGGCGAGGAAAACUCGCCCGGCAGAGCCUGGGAGGAGGAGGAGCGCGAAGAAAGCGCCCCAACUUGGAGGCGACUCCAGGGGACCCUCAAGAGGAGACGCUCCAACGCAUCGGAUUUAUUUCUUGGAUCAGGCCCAACGAGCUGGGUGGAAUCUGGCGAGGCCAGAGGGAAAGUUGCCAUGGGGAACGGUCCCCUAAAAGACAAGAAAGGAGGCGGGGGAAGAAGAAGAAGAUUCUCAUUUCUCUUCCAGCAGAGAGAUGCGGGACAAAGACGCGGAGCGCAGCGCCUCAAUUUCCCAAAUGCAAUUGAGCAUCGCUCUCGUUUGCUCAAAGAGCCGAACUCUGCAGCAAGAUUUUCCCCACCACCCUCCAUAUUUUUCUCGUUCUUAAAUUAAUUUAACUUCUUGGUACUGUAACGUCUCCUCCCGCUCCUUCACUCCCUUAGAUUUGGCGCUUGGCAGCUGUGACAUCUAAACACGUGUGUGUGUGUGUGUGUGUGUGUGUAUCGCGUUUCUUCCAGGUUUAGAGUUCUCUUCUGCGUGUUUCCAGAGUUUGACGUAUGUAGGGAGUGUGCACAGGCACUCUCCGCGGAGAAAAGGUGUAAAACCACUUUCCGAAAAGAACAACAGCAACAAAAAUACAACAACUUUAAAACAAAACAAGCGCUUUUGUUCUUGUAGACGCGUUCUUGGUACAACAAUCGCGUUUUGGGAUUCUUUCGUUGCUUUCAAAAAACCGCUGUGACUUUUUAGAAACGAUUUAUAAAACGUUCACUGAUUUUUUUUACCCCAAAUAUUGGAAAGCAGCUCUCUGCUUGCCUUAUUGCGGGGAGGUGGGUGAGGUAUAAUAAUCCUCCCUUUUCCUAGCUUUUAGGUGGGAAGCUGGUCUAGUAAACGUACCUUUCUUCCUCCUUUUCA